AGUCGCCUACUUGACUUCACGAGGAAAAGACAGGAAGCGCUGGCGCGCGCCUACCGAUCGCAUGCUUCACUAUAACUCGCGCUUGUUUGGGUUUUUUUUUGUGGCGGCAGAAUUGUCGUUUCAGCACGUGCUCGUAGUAGUGUGUACCGUGUGUUUAUUACCGUUUUUUUUGCGUAUUGUUGUUCUAUUGAAAAUAAAAGAGCCAGAGUGAUCGUUUUAUUUUUAAAUAACUGUUUUACCAGAUAUGACUGGAAAGUUUGUUGACUGUUUGUGAGUUGAGAUAUCAAGACGGCCUCAUUUUACGAAGAAUUUUCUUCUAGGUUUAAUAAUUCUGACGAAUCAGGAUGCGAGGCUGACAUGGCAGAAGGUAGCGUCGAAGAAGACAACAGCGAUAUGUUAGGACCCACUCUAGCGCCCGUUCUCCAUACUAUGCAGACCUCAACGCCGUCAAAUCUAAGUUGUAAAGAAGAGGAAAGUGACUGUGAAAGUAGUAUUGGAUCUCCCGAACCUGCGAUAAGUGCUGAAAACGGUACAGAUCUUACAAUAACAUCGAAACAAACACAUAAUCGUUCAGAAGAAUCUAGUCAAACUGAAUCCAAAACAACCAUCAGUAUGUGCCCCACUUCACACAUAAACGGAGCUAUGGCUGGACUGGUAACUCUUCAAAAUCUCCAAAACUUAGCAUCUCUUCAAAAUCUCCCACAAGUGGCGUCACUAGCAGCAGGACUCACGAAUAUGGCAACUUUGGCCAAUAACCCAGUGAAUGCUCCACUUAAUUUAAGCGUUAGUGCAUCUGUAACUACUCCUAGGAGUACGCAACCAUUGACAAUAGCAGAAACUCCUCCUAGCAUAAUGAGCAAUUCAAUGAAUAAUCAACCACCUCCUCCUCCUCCGCCAGCUCCGGCGUCGAUGGGCGUCCCUAAUAGUACUUUAAUGGGAUCCCAACAACCUCCAAGUAUGCCGCAGUUCAUUUUAGCAUCGGGACAACUUGUACAGGGUAUACAGGGAGCGCAGCUUCUAAUACCUACGUCACAAGGUUUAGCAACUCAAACCAUUUUAACAAUCCCAGUCAACCAUGUAAAUAGUUCGGACCAGAUGGUGAAUCUAGCGCUAAAUAAUGGUCAAGUGAUGCAGACAUCUUUAGCCAAUUUACAAGCUAUGGCUCAAACUAAUUUAAUAUCUAAUGCUACAAAUCCAGCACCUCCAACUUCAAAUGGAACCAUCAACCCGAAUCUACUAAACCCAGCAACAUUGACUCACCUCCUUUCUAACGGAUCAACGCAACAACUACUCCAAUCCAUACCUCAACUUCUUAGUAACAAUCCUCAUGCAACCCACAAUACUUCUCCUUUGAUAAAUCCUCUCGCUCAACCCCACCUCCCCAAUCGAUCUCCUCUGAUCAGUACCUCUACUUUACUUAGCAGCUCCCCAACACAAACCAACCAAAAUAGAAGCCAAAUUAAUGUUUCGAAUAUGGGAUCAUCGCCUUUAGGAUCUGUACCCUUGGGGUCCACGUCAAUGGGAACCGUGCCCGGUCAUUUGGGAACGAGUCAGAGCAGCCAUUAUGUAGAUACUAAGAUGCAUGGAAGUAAUUUGGGAAAUAUACCAAGAAAUCCUUCGCCGGGUGAAAAUUGUAGUAGAGUGAAUGGAGAAAUUAGUAUUAAUACGAACCACGCUGGUAAUUCUAGUCAUAAUAUGAAGAGGUCGCCUAGUUCGCUCUCGCCUAAUUGUACAGAUAAUUCUACUGCUGAUUUGUUAGUGGAUUCACCAAAUCAACCUACAAUAAACCAGACAAAUUCGAAUGUAGUAGACGGUAUAAACUUGGAUGAAAUCAAAGACUUCGCUAAAGCAUUCAAAUUGAGGAGGUUAUCAUUAGGUUUAACUCAAACUCAAGUAGGACAAGCUCUUAGUGUAACUGAAGGACCAGCCUACAGCCAGAGCGCGAUAUGCAGUGCCCUGGCUUCUCAGAUGUUUGCCGCCGCGCAACUAUCAUCGCAACAGCAAGCAAUGUUUGAAAAGUUAGAUAUUACCCCCAAGAGUGCUCAAAAAAUAAAACCUGUUCUGGAGAGGUGGAUGAAAGAAGCUGAAGAUAGGUACAAAAGUGGUCAAAACCAUUUGACAGAUUUCAUUGGUAUAGAACCAUCGAAAAAACGGAAAAGAAGAACUUCCUUCACCCCUCAAGCCUUAGAAUUACUUAACGCCCAUUUCGAAAGAAACACACACCCUUCAGGUACUGAGAUAACAGGGCUGGCACAUCAAUUGGGGUACGAAAGGGAAGUUAUACGAAUAUGGUUUUGUAACAAACGACAAGCCCUGAAAAACACCGUUAGAAUGAUGUCGAAAGGCAUGGUUUGAAUCUGUGAUUAUUUUCACCAUUAAAAAAAUCGUGUAAAUAGACUUUUCCAACAAAUUAUGUACAAAUGUAAAUAUGUUUAUUGAAAAUUAUUUAAAAACAGGGAUCGUAAAUAAGAUGUAAAUUUUGGUAUUUAAUUAUAAUUUAUUUAAUAUCAAAUUGAAUGUAUAUAUAUGAAAUGAGUGAAAAUGAGACGAAAGAAACAUCACUCAAUAAGUCGUGUAACUAAGAAAAACAAAUUUUUUUGCCAAAAAUCGAUUUAAUUCAUCAAUGUAAUCUCCUUCAAUAGUAAUACAAUAAUCUCGAAGUCAUGCUUGUAGAAGGAUUUGUCUUUUGCAUCAAAAUGGGAUUCAGUUCCAGCAAUUGCUUCUUCAUUUGAGCUGAAUUUCUUACCGUCGAGCAUUUUUUUGAGAUCAGCGAAUAUCCAGUACUCGCUGGGGGCCCGACCUGGACUAUAAGGUGGAUAAGGAAUCAAUUCGAAGUGUAAUUCGUUCAAUUUAAAUAUCGUUACCAUCGACUUGUCAAUCAGUGCAUUAUCUUGGUGAAACAGUGGUUUUUUUCUUCGACAUAUGAGGCCAUUUUUCUUGAUUUUUGCAUUGAAAUUCAACAAUUCUAUGUAGUAUUUUUCACUAUUGAUUUUUUCUCACUUUUGGAGAUAGUCUAUGAACAAUAUUCCAUGUUCAUCCCAAAAUACUGAAGCCACAACUUCCAAGCUGACUGUUGUGCCUUUGGACGCUUCGAACGUGGUUCACCGGCUGCAGUCCACACAAAUUAUGAUCGAUUUAAUUCUGAAGUAGAGGAAUGGAUCCAUGUUUCAUUCAUUGUCACAUAUCUACGCAAAAAAUCAGAUUUACUACGUAUAAACAGGGCCGAACACUGCUCCGAAUGAUUAACACGUUGUUGUUUUUGAUCGACUGUGGGUAAAUGCUUCAUCCACUUAGAAAAAAGCUUUCUCAAGGUUAAAUGUUCAACACAACACACUGCCUCAAGUAAGCCUCACGUAUUUUCAAUUGGAUAUAACCAAUUUUUGAACUUUUUCAUGUUUUCUGGAGUAACCACCUCAAUUGGACGACCAUGUUCACCAUCAUCGGUGUCUGUACGACCACGUUUAAAUUCAGCAAACCAAUGACAAAUUGAAUUAUUUUGUACGUUAUUUCAGGUAAUUGUACAAUGAAGUACACGAAAAUAUGUUAUUUCACAUUUUUAUAGAGAAAUCAUUUUGUAAAACCAACUUUAUAGUCAGAUAUGUACAUAGCGGUCAAAAGUUUUUGUUCACCCCAUCCAUUCAUUAAAUUUCAAAAUAAUACACUUCAACAAA
This is a messenger RNA of Diorhabda sublineata, 3671 nucleotides long. It is a transcript of the gene pdm3, whose product is annotated as POU domain, class 6, transcription factor 2. NCBI's taxonomy places the organism in Eukaryota, Metazoa, Arthropoda, Insecta, Coleoptera, Chrysomelidae. Gene Ontology annotation, biological process: regulation of transcription by RNA polymerase II. The record is from RefSeq and is a predicted model, not a curated record. The transcript is spliced from 12 exons. The coding region runs from base 358 to 2355 and encodes 665 amino acids. Gene Ontology annotation, molecular function: DNA-binding transcription factor activity, RNA polymerase II-specific; RNA polymerase II cis-regulatory region sequence-specific DNA binding.